Messenger RNA from Cordyceps fumosorosea ARSEF 2679, 189 nucleotides. RefSeq lists its product as hypothetical. Lineage: Eukaryota; Fungi; Ascomycota; Sordariomycetes; Hypocreales; Cordycipitaceae. The transcript has 2 exons. The coding region runs from base 1 to 189 and encodes 62 amino acids. The record is from RefSeq and is a predicted model, not a curated record.
AUGGCCGGGUUGGACGGUGCAGAACCAGCUCCAAGCACCCAUCAUGUGAAAUCUGCUCCGAUAACAGUCCGGGAGUGGAGGGGCAACGUUGUCGGGGGUCGAAAGAACACUUCUACUGCUUGGAGUGUCUACAAAACCUGGCUCAGAGUACAUUCGACAGCGGCGAAACCACGAUUCGAUGCCAGAUAA